CUCCUUCAAGGCCAUGAGAUAAGCAUACAGACCUUCCAGAUUCAGACCCCCUUUCGCUCGACUAGGAAAGAACGUCAGCAAUUUCCCAUUCCCCAGCAGAAAAUAUCACACCGUCGAAGUACUAGAGGGACAAAGCUACUACAUUCUUUGCACCACCGAGAGAGAAAGCAAGACAACAAGAUGGCCGACGCAAUUUUCGCCCAGAUCCAGAAGGCGGUGGAAACCGAUGGCGAGAAGCUCGUGAAGUCCUAUUCUGAUUAAAAACGUCCCCACCCCAUAGUUGUCAUGCAAUUCCGCAUGCCAAAGAAAAAAGUUUCUCAUGCGGAGCCCUAUGCGAAGCGUUUUCUGUUCGUGUUUUGGAACUUGUGAUGCUAGAAUCAGCAUUCUAUGCUAGAUCUGUGAUGCUUCUUAACUAGCUAAACAGGAUUACACUACGCGGACAAACUUGUCAUGCCAAACAAGCAAAGCUGGCUGAUUUGUCUAGCAGAUUCCCCAUCUUGACUCUGGUGUGGGGACGUUUUUACACAGGAUAAGUCCGCCAAGGCAGUCUUCUGCUUCAAGAUCAAGGAGGGAAAUACCUGGCUGGUGGACCUGAAGAACGGGAAGGGUACUUGUUUUUGUUGAGUGAUUUUGUCAUGCCAGCCAUGCAGAGCAUUACGAGUUUGUCAUGCAUGAUCCCAAGAACAUAAUGAAACCCAGGUUCCGUUACUAAGGGCGAGGGAAAAGCGGACUGCACGAUUACCAUCGGCGAUGCGGACCUCGUUAUCAACUGCAAAUAUGUCUGGGUCUGGGAAAGUAGAACUUGUCAUGCGUGUCUUGCAUUCCUAGAAAAUCUGUGUUGCGUGAGCAGCAGAAGAGCCGCUGCCUUUUGUCAUGCAAAAACGCAAUUUGUAAUGCGUGCUAGACAUCAGAGAGCGUUUCAAAAACUUGUCAUGCUUGGCUGCCAUUGCAAGCAUAGCAAUCAGCAGCAAAUCAGCAUCACAGGUUUCCAGACAGCGACAUAUUUGAACUGCAUACUCGUCGCGAUGGCCGCCGGCAAGUUGAACGGGAUGCAGGCUUUCAUGCAGGGAAAGAUGAUAUCAAAUGUAAAAAUGUCUGGGUCUGGAAACUUGUCAUGCUGGGUGGCGUUUCAUGAUGAGGCCAGAGAUGCUGGCUCAGCAUCACAAGUUUCUGAGCUCCUAGGUGUUGCCUAUUCUGCAUGACAAAGUGCGUUUCUGCAUCACAGAAAAAUGGAGCUCUUGGGCACCUUGCAUGACAGAUUUAAGAGUCAUGCCAGACAAGCAUGACAAACAUGCAUUCUUCCAGACCCAGACAUUUUUACAUUUGAUAGAUGAAGAUUGCCGGUAACAUGGGCCUGGCGCAGAAGCUGCAGGGGAUUUUUGCCAGCUUGAAGAAGUAA
Molecule: messenger RNA, 1399 nt
Organism: Amoebophrya sp. A120
Lineage: Eukaryota; Dinophyceae; Syndiniales; Amoebophryaceae
Source: the annotation of a GenBank genome assembly